Messenger RNA from Olea europaea var. sylvestris, 1147 nucleotides. Its product is annotated as cytokinin riboside 5'-monophosphate phosphoribohydrolase LOG3-like. The transcript has 7 exons. The record is from RefSeq and is a predicted model, not a curated record. NCBI's taxonomy places the organism in Eukaryota, Viridiplantae, Streptophyta, Magnoliopsida, Lamiales, Oleaceae. Gene Ontology annotation, cellular component: cytosol; nucleus. Gene Ontology annotation, molecular function: hydrolase activity, hydrolyzing N-glycosyl compounds. Gene Ontology annotation, biological process: cytokinin biosynthetic process. The coding region runs from base 248 to 904 and encodes 218 amino acids.
AAAGGUGGUCAAGAAAAGUGUCUGACAUUUGAUCAUUGUAUAUUCUGUCUCAUAUACGUAUUAUAUAUCUCUCUCUAUACGUAUAUAAUACGUAUUAUAUCUAUAUCUAUAGUCUCUCUAUAUAUUGGCUAGAGUGUGUUUCCUGGGGACCUAUUAGAACCCAGAUUCUUCUUUUCGUAACAAACAUUAAGAGAUGGAGACAAAUAUGUGAAGUCUAGAGUGAGAAAUAGAGGAAGAAACAAAAGAAAUGGAGAGAGAGAGUGACGUUAAGGUAUCAAAAUUCAAGCGGAUUUGUGUGUUUUGUGGGAGUAGCCAAGGCAAGAAGAGUAGUUACCAAGAAGCUGCUAUUGAGCUUGGCAAAGAAUUGGUUUCUAGGAACAUUGAUUUGGUCUAUGGAGGAGGUAGCAUAGGGCUUAUGGGUUUAGUUUCUCAAGCGGUUCAUGAUGGUGGUCGGCAUGUUAUUGGGGUUAUUCCCAAGACACUCAUGCCUCGAGAGUUAACUGGUGUAACUGUAGGAGAAGUGAAGGCAGUUGCAGAUAUGCACCAAAGGAAAGCUGAAAUGGCUAGGCAUUCUGAUGCUUUUAUUGCCUUACCAGGUGGUUAUGGAACUCUAGAGGAAUUACUUGAAGUGAUAACCUGGGCUCAACUUGGUAUUCAUGAUAAGCCGGUAGGCUUGCUGAAUGUGGAUGGAUACUAUAAUUCAUUACUGUCGUUCAUUGACAAAGCUGUUGAGGAAGGCUUCAUUAGUCCAAAUGCUCGACACAUAAUUGUAUCUGCACCAACAGCAAAGGAGUUGGUCAAGAAAUUGGAGGAGUACGUUCCUAGCCACGAAAGAGUUGCAACAAAACAGAACUGGGAGACGGAGCAGCUUGGCUACCCCCAAAAGUUUGAUAUAACCAUGUGAAAAUGGAUUUUGCACCACUGAAGAGAUCAUUAAACUAUAAGGAAAUAUGGCAUUGGAAGAAGCUAACUUUGAACUUCUAAAUUUUUGGUGUGGGGAAGUCUUUUUGUAAAUUUCUCUGGGAAUUACCUCACUAUGUGAUAGCUACUUAUUUUCCUUCACGUAAAAAAAUUGUUUCUUCUGUAAGUUGUAACUACUAAAUGGAUUAUGUAAUUCUCCAACUAAUGGCAACUUACUGUUUUGUCA